Molecule: messenger RNA, 1444 nt
Organism: Brassica napus (rape)
Lineage: Eukaryota; Viridiplantae; Streptophyta; Magnoliopsida; Brassicales; Brassicaceae
Product: putative transferase At4g12130, mitochondrial
Exons: 5
Coding region: 43-1224 (393 amino acids)
Cellular component (GO): mitochondrial matrix
Molecular function (GO): protein binding
Source: RefSeq, a predicted model, not a curated record
UUUCUUUUAAGAACAACACUCGCAAAGCUCUUCACAAUUAUAAUGCUUCGAUUCAAUCUCCGUCGUCAAAUCUCCAAUUUUACCGGAACCUAUCGCCGGAAUGUACACAGCGGUCUCGAAGAUGCCGGUCCGAUGGCAUCCAGGCUCAAAUCCCGCUCCGUGGUCCGGUUUAGCGGACCGGAUACAAUAAAGUUUCUCCAGGGACUGUUGACCAACGAUGUACGGAGGUUCGGCGAAUCUUCCGGCGAGAGAACCUCGACGAUUCCUACUCCGAACAUGCCUUCCGUCUCCACGCCGCCUAUGUACGCGGCGCUGUUAACUCCUCAGGGGAGGUUUCUAUACGAUUUCUUCUUGUAUAGACCGACGCGACCCGAUGAAAAACUCGAUCGGACAGGCUCCGGACCCGGGUCGGAUCCGGGUUGUGAUGGGUCGGUAGAGUUGUUUGCGGAUGUUGAUGUCGCUGUCCUCGAUGAACUGCUGGAAACACUCAAAAAAUAUCGUUUGAGGUCCAAAGUGGAUAUUGAGAACGUUGCAGAGGAGUUCUCGUGUUGGCAGCGUUAUGGUAGGAAUCUAUCUGGAUCUUCGUCUGUGGGUUGGGGAGGUGGUGUUGAUCGUGCUGGUGAAUCUACAGCUAGUGGUAAUAAGUACGGAUGGCAAUGGUACGAGGAUCCUAGAUUGGACUGUCUCGGUUACAGAAGCAUUUUUCCUUCUGAUUCAACUCCGCCAUUAGUUGAGGCAGAUAAAGAAACAGAUGAAAGCAAUUACCUUUUGUGGAGAUUAGAGCAUGGAGUUACUGAAGGGUCAGCUGAAACCCCUAAAGGUGAAGCAAUUCCUCUUGAAUAUAAUUUUGUUGGUCUUAAUGCGAUAAGCUUUGACAAAGGCUGCUAUGUUGGUCAAGAGCUUAUAGCUCGUACGCACCACCGUGGUGUCAUCCGCAAACGCCUAGUCCCGUUACGGUUCAUUGAUAGCGAUGGAAAAGAGGUAAACCAGGAGAUUGCAGCUGGAGCUGAAGUGGUUGAAUCAGGAACCGGCAAAAAAAUAGGGGCAGUUUCAACAGCUUUGGGUAGCCGAGGAAUGGGAGUGAUGAGAGUAGAGGAAGCCUUUAAAGGCUCCACUGAAUUGACGGUAAAUGGGUCAGAGGACGUGAAGGUCGAGGCAAUUAAACCGACGUGGUGGCCAGUUGAGUGGUUUCAGCAGGAUCUGUCAGGGGUUGCCUCUGCGUAGUAGCUACUACAUACUUUACUGGCGAGAGAAGCUGUCUUUAUUUGUUAAGUGGGAGGCAUCAAGCAAGUUUUGUACCUUUGUGUUGUAUUCUACUGUUUAACACAUAGUAAAGGUUGAAACUUUCCGGGCAAGUUUUAUAGUAACUGCUACUAGUUUUGAUGCACAUUCUUGUCAAAUUUUUCAAGUUGAGAGUCAAAAAAAGAUGUGGAUCUUCCAAUUA